This is a messenger RNA of Linum tenue, 2472 nucleotides long. NCBI's taxonomy places the organism in Eukaryota, Viridiplantae, Streptophyta, Magnoliopsida, Malpighiales, Linaceae. The record is from the annotation of a GenBank genome assembly.
AUUACCCGCCACUCGCCGGCUCUAUAUAUAUAGGAGAUUCGCGCUGGUUCUUCCGUCGCUUAAACGACGCUGCUUUGAGAAUCUGUCGGGUCAAAUGAUUGGUCUUAGAAUUUAAGGGCCCAGUAAUAAGUCUCAGCCCACGAGGCCCAUUAAGGGCCCGGUUAUCCACGACCCGGCACCCGCCCCACACAAGACGCAAAAUACUUCCAUUCCUCCCUUCCGAUACCGGCCAUCCGUUUUCCCGGCCGGCCGUACAGUUUUCCGUUAUUGCAUCGGUUCAUUUUUUCCCCCCUCCCAUCUGUUCCCGAGCAAAAUAGAAACGCCGCCGCCGCCGCCGCCACGGCUUGCGGGAAUGUGGAGAACGCUGCGGAUUUCUUGAUACCUGCGCCGCUUCCCUCGUGGACCGACUUCUUCCCGGCUACUGCCGAAGCGAUUUCAAUUUAUCUUUCGUCGCGCCGGCGAACGCCAAUACUCAUUUUUUGGUGUUCUUCUGGGGGAAAUUUGUCUGGAUUGUGGAUGUAUUGACGAUGGAGGAGGAGUAAGGAUGAUUCAGGUUCAAUGAUAUGACCACCUGGUGACUGAUUUACAACAAAGAAAUGUUUGCAUUGACAAUAUAUAUUCAAGGGGAGACUGCUGCUGUCACAUUAAUUGUGUGUGCCGUUGAAAAAGCGUUACGUUUACCUCUCGCUGAUUCGGCUUUAAGAUUGAAAAUUUUGCCUAUAUAUAAGCUUCCGGAGCCUUCGAGGCAGUGAGCAGCUUCCCCAGCAAUAUUGUGAGGUCCAAGGGAAAAUCCAGCCCUGUUGUGAUCUUUAAAGAGAACAGUAGUGCAUCGCAAACUUCAAGAUGAACCCGCAGAAUAAUCAAGGCUCUAGCUCUUCAACACCAGUAGACCCACCUCUGAAGCGCAGGCGUGGUCGCCCACGCAAAGACGAGGCCCAGCCCCAGGCAGAAACCAUGUCAUCUCUGCCUAGGGGGUUCGACCAUACAAGAAUAAACAACCCGCCUUUCGGUCUGAGCAACCCUAGUGGUAAUAGCGGGCUGGUGGCUGAUCAGGCACCAGCAGGCAUCAACAUGAUCGGCCAACCAUUUUCCGGCAUCAUUGAUGCCCAAUUUGAUGGCGGGUAUCUUCUCAAAGUCAAAAUAGGUGACAAUGACACUUACUUGAGAGGAGUUGCAUUUAUCCCGGACCGAGUCGUUCCUGUCACUGCCUCUAACGACUUGGCGCCACAGGCAAGAAUGUACACAAGGACUGAGGUCCAAAUCCCGCCUCCGCCACCAGCUCCACUCCAGCCUCAAGUCCAGGGCUCUAUUCCAUCGUCGUCAGACCGAAGUGUAAAGCAAUCUGCUUAUCCAUCCAAGGCUGGUGUUCAGCAACUCGGUUCAGUUACGCUACCUCUCACUGAUAAAUUCCUAGCAGCAAGUAAUGUGGGACCUUCUGCAGGAGGGAAAAUGAUAUCACAGCAAGUUUCAGAUUCUGGAGCUGCUUCCAUUUCAAUACAGUCAGUAAGUGGCAUGGUUUCCAAACAGGAUGAGUUACUGCGAGAGUUUGAUGCCUCGACAAGGAAGGUUACCGAUGAAAAAAGACCAGGUGGUCCCCCUGCAGCAGCUACCACCUUUGGUGUUUUGCCAGCCAGUGGAACUGUCAAUCUCGAGCUUCAAAUACAGCACCAAGCCGAUGGGCUUAAAGCCAGUCAGUCAGCACCUUCCUCAGCCACGGAUGGAGGGAAAAUCGCAAACCUGGAGCUCACCCAGCCUUCUCCUGUGAUCAGCGAACCGGGAAGGGGUAUCGUCUCUUCUCAAUCCAUGAGCAUGUGCUUGGGCAACCCAACUUCUCCAGGGAAAGCUGCACCACCAGAGUUCCCUUCUGCUGGCACGAAGGUUACUAUCACUGACACUCCAUCCCUCCACCUAAAUGGUGGUGGCAUUACUCAAAUCCCCAAAGUAGAUGCUAUGGCCAAGCCAGAUUCUGAGGGAUCCUCUGCUGCUGUUCAGAAAAUACUGGAACCCCAGUUCGUCUGUUCAUCUGGUGCUCAGAUAGAGCUGUUCGACAAAGAGACUGCUGUUGCUGCCCCGACUGCACCGAAGCUUGGAAAUGAUGGUAGCGUUCUUCCUAGAGUGAGUGAGCAUGAGUUCUGCAGUGCUACCCCCAGUGCAAGUGUCGACUGCAACAACAUCAAAGAUGCUGCUAUUCCGCCAACCGAAUCUUGAGAUAGAAGGGUCAUGAAAUGAGUUUGUGGAGCUUAGGAUAAGGGGAACUAUGAAUAAGUAAAGCUCAAUGCUUUCAUACAUGCUGUAGUUUAGGCUUACCAUUAGAAAUCUGAAAAACCUCAGCUUAGUUUUUUUCUUUUGUGAAACCUCAGCUUAGUAAUUGUGUCAAAAUUGUCAGAUGUUUCUUUGCCUUCUUAACCAAGGUUUUCAUAUAUGCGAGUAGAGUUUUACAUUUCCAUUCAAAUCUCAAUUUUCUAGUCCAAA